AUGAAGUUGGAAACGAAGAAAACGUUUGUCUCGAGGACAGACAGGGUGAAGGGCAUUGACUUUCACCCGAGCGAGCCGUGGGUGCUGAUCACGCUGUACUCGGGGCGCGCGGAAAUUUGGAACUACGAGACGCAGACGGAGGUGCGGUCGAUUUCGGUGUGCGAGGCGCCGGUGCGGGCGGGAAAGUUCAUACCGCGCAAGAGCUGGAUCAUUGUGGGUAGCGACGACUUCAAGAUCCGCGUUUUCAACUACAAUACGGGCGAGAAGGUGGUGGACUUCGAGGCCCAUCCGGACUACAUCAGGGCGCUGGCGGUGCACCCCACGAGGUCAUACGUGCUGUCUGCGUCGGACGAUCUGACGGUCAAACUGUGGAACUGGGAGAAGAACUGGGCGCUGGAGCAGACGUUUGAGGGCCACGAGCAUUUUGUUAUGUCGGUGACGUUCAACCCGAAGGACCCCAACACAUUUGCGACGGCAUGUCUGGACCACACCGUCAAGAUCUGGUCGCUGGGCCAGGAGACGUCGAACUUCACCCUGCGGGCGCACCUGGAGAAGGGCGUGAACUUUGUAGACUACUAUCCGUUUCAGGACAAGCCGUAUCUGAUCACUUCUUCCGAUGACCGCACGGUGAAGGUGUGGGACUACCAGACAAAGUCCUGCGUGGCGACACUGGAGGGGCACUUGUCGAACGUGUCCUACGCCGUGUACCACCCCAUGCUUCCGAUAAUCAUCUCCGGCUCCGAGGAUGGAACGGUAAAGAUCUGGAACUCCAACACUUAUAAGCUCGAGAGAACUCUAAAUUUGGGCCUCGAAAGAAGUUGGUGUGUGGCUGCCCACCCAACUGGUAAGCGCAAUUUCAUCGCAGCUGGGUUUGAUAAUGGGUUCACCGUCCUUGCGAUUGGCAACGACGAGCCGCGCCUAUCGCUAGAUCCAGUCGGCAAGCUCGUGUGGUGCGGUGGGAAGACCUCCUCUGCUACGGACGUGUUGACCGCAGUCAUCAGAGGUAACGAGGAGGCGGAAGAUGGCGCCGUGCUGUCAUUGCAAUCCAAGGAAUUGGGGACAGUCGAUGUGUUCCCUCAGGCUUUGAAGCACUCUCCUAAUGGUCGGUUUGUAACUGUUGUCGGUGACGGUGAGUUCGUUGUAUAUACAGCGCUUGCCUGGAGGAAUAAGGCAUUUGGAAAAUGUACUGACUUUGUCUGGGGCUUGGAUUCGAAUAGCUAUGCUUUGAUCAACGAACAUGGUGAGGUGCGCUACUAUAAGAACUUCAAGGAGGUAUCGGGGUGGUCCAUCUCACUGGAUUAUAGCGCAGAGAAGAUUUUCCCUGGUAUCCUGCUGGGUGUCAAGACGGACGGCUGUGUGUGCUUCUUUGACUGGGAGAAUGGUACCUUGGUCAGGAAAAUCAGUGUUGAUGCCCACGAUGUCAUUUGGUCGGAGAAUGGUGAACUCUUGAUGAUUGUCAAUUCAAAUAGUGACUCAUAUGAUGAGCCCGGCGCGUACAUGCUGGAAUAUAAUAGCGCUGCCUAUGAACAGGCUAUUGAAAAUGAAACGCUGGAUCCAGAAGAAGAUGCAGACGAUAUGUUUGAAGUUCUACACGAAGUAAAUGAACCUCUAACUUCUGGUAAGUGGGUUGGUGAUGUAUUCAUAUACACCACUUCCAGCAACCGGUUAAAUUACUUUGUUGGCGGUAAGUCAUACAAUUUGGCCCAUUUCGACAAGCAAAUGUACUUAUUGGGUUAUCUUGUCCGGGAUAACAAGGUCUACCUUGCAGAUAGAGAAAUUCAUGUUUAUGGAUACAAAAUAUCAAUCGAAGUGUUAGAAUUCCAAACUCUGGUCCUCAGAGGCGAGCUGGAUAUGGCCAAAAAUAGCGUGCUUCCAAAUGUGCAGGGAAAUACCAAUUUGUUGAGAAUAUCUAGAUUUCUAGAAGGCCAAGGGUUAUUGGAAGACGCUCUAGAGGUAUCCCCUGACCCAGAACAGCAGUUUGACCUAGCUUUGAAGUUAGGGAAGCUAGCUCUUGCUCGUGAUCUGGUUAAAGACGGUAGCGAACAUAAGUGGCGCACCCUUGGAGAUGCGGCCCUGGAAAAGUUCAACUUUAAACUGGCAACUGAAUUCUACAAGAACGCCAAUGAUUUGGACUCCUUAUUCUUGAUCUAUUCUUCAUUCAGCAAUCAACAAGAGCUGGUGAAACUUGGGCAAGAAGCUGAGCAAAGCGGUAAAUACAACUUGGCAUUCAAUGCAUACUGGAUUGCAGGAGAUAUCAACAAGGCCAGGGACGUGCUUUCGAAGAGCGGACGCCAUUCCGAGGCUGUGCUUCUGGCAUCCACAUACACCUCAGACAAUGACGCCAUCAACGCUGCUGUAGAAAAAUGGAAGGAACAACUGAACUCAGCUGGAAGAGUAUCUAUCGCAGAAAGAAUUAUACUUUCCGGAGAAGACGACUUCCCUGCAGCUCCCCAGACUUUGGUCGAAAUGGAUGACGGAUCAGAGUCCGCGUCUAAAUAA
This is a messenger RNA of Eremothecium gossypii ATCC 10895, 2499 nucleotides long. RefSeq names its product coatomer subunit beta' (gene SEC27). Gene Ontology annotation, molecular function: protein binding; structural molecule activity. NCBI's taxonomy places the organism in Eukaryota, Fungi, Ascomycota, Saccharomycetes, Saccharomycetales, Saccharomycetaceae. Bases 1 to 2499 code for a protein of 832 amino acids. Gene Ontology annotation, biological process: intracellular protein transport; retrograde vesicle-mediated transport, Golgi to endoplasmic reticulum; endoplasmic reticulum to Golgi vesicle-mediated transport. The transcript has 2 exons. Gene Ontology annotation, cellular component: COPI vesicle coat. The record is from RefSeq and is marked provisional.